Pseudomyrmex gracilis is the source of this 1604-nucleotide messenger RNA. Its product is annotated as cdc42 homolog. Gene Ontology annotation, molecular function: GTP binding; GTPase activity. Gene Ontology annotation, biological process: small GTPase-mediated signal transduction. The record is from RefSeq and is a predicted model, not a curated record. Lineage: Eukaryota; Metazoa; Arthropoda; Insecta; Hymenoptera; Formicidae. The transcript is spliced from 5 exons. The coding region runs from base 373 to 948 and encodes 191 amino acids.
ACGUAUCUUGCUCGAAGCUUGAAGAUCGUAGCCUGUCAUUCGUCACCGAGAAGAUAAAAGUACGUCGCACAUUAUCGUGCAGUUUACGAUAAAAAGACAUUUCUAAAAUAUUUUUUUUGGAAUGUUGGCUCGCGGCAAUUUUGCAAUCUCGUAAUAACCGUUAAACGUGAUUUGUGGACACACUGCAUCUAUUUGCCGGCACGCCCGAAGCCGCUUUCCGUUGCGCCGUUUGCGAUUAUGAACGGUCUUAAACUUAACUGACAGCCUCGCAAAUUCAGAUCAUAUAUAUAUAUAUAUAUAUAUAUAUAUAGAGAGAGAGAGAGAAAGAGAGAAAGAGAGAGAGAGAGAGAGAGAAAGAGCGAGAGAGUCAAAAUGCAGACAAUAAAGUGUGUUGUAGUAGGUGAUGGAGCAGUUGGUAAAACAUGUCUUCUUAUUUCUUAUACCACCAACAAGUUUCCUUCUGAAUAUGUGCCUACUGUUUUCGACAAUUACGCAGUUACUGUAAUGAUAGGAGGUGAUCCGUAUACAUUAGGAUUAUUUGACACAGCUGGUCAGGAAGAUUACGACAGACUGCGACCUUUAAGUUAUCCUCAGACUGAUGUUUUUCUGGUAUGUUUUUCUGUUGUAUCACCAUCAUCAUUUGAAAAUGUAAAAGAGAAGUGGGUGCCUGAAAUAACACAUCACUGUCAGAGAACUCCAUUUUUACUUGUUGGCACACAAAUUGAUUUGAGAGAUGAUUUGGCAACAACAGAAAAGCUUGCAAAAAACAAGCAGAAACCAAUAUCCGGGGAACAAGGUGAAAAACUCGCCAAGGAACUGAAAGCUGUAAAGUAUGUAGAGUGCAGUGCUUUGACACAGAAAGGUUUAAAAAACGUCUUUGACGAAGCUAUUCUGGCCGCGCUAGAGCCGCCCGAGCCGGUCAAGAAGAGAAAGUGUACGCUUUUGUAAGGCGACGAAGGUUCGUCAGCAAAAGAAGCAUGUAUGACGUGAAAACAAUCCUACGUAGUACAGGACGACAAUUUUUGUGUAGUAUAUAUACUAUAUUAAAAAAUAGAACUAAAUUUGCCUCUACACAUUUGUAAUCGCGGAAAGAAAAACCACGCAGACGGACCAGUUUAAAACUGCAUACACAUUCCAAGAGAUGUGCGACAACGACUCUGAAUCCGCAAGAUCGGGGAAAAUCUUUUCUACCACAAUGUUGACAGUCUUUUUUGAGGAAACUUAUUGCACAAAGCUUCAUUUUUCUGAUACGAUUUUGCGACAAAAGAGAACGAUCAGGAAGGGUGCGCCUGGGUGACUCGAGGUCGAUCUCGAGAUCGAGAGUUUUCGAUAAAACAUAAAUGGACGAACAAAGGCAAAUUGACGCCAUUGUUUAACAAUAUUCUUUUGUAUCGAAGCGUUUGCCGGGAAUAUACGUAACUAUCCGAGUCGCCGAUAUAUCACAGAAAUACUCGUUUAACUAAACAAACGUCCGAGUAUCUUUCGCUGAAACGGUUAUCCCGCGUUUUGAUAUGUAUAAAAUUUUCCGUUUCCGGCGACAUCAGUAUUAAUGAGACUUCUAUACGGUGAAUGUAUAAAACAAUAAAUAUAUAACAAAAAUCACA